Molecule: messenger RNA, 784 nt
Organism: Microbotryum saponariae
Lineage: Eukaryota; Fungi; Basidiomycota; Microbotryomycetes; Microbotryales; Microbotryaceae
Source: the annotation of a GenBank genome assembly
AUGCUGGCCCUACCACGAGCGACGCCCACCCUUCGCCAGCUCCCUCGAUCGACCCCCUCCAUCUCCCAGUCCCAGCUCUGGCAUCGUCGUCAUUCCUCCUCCACAUCGUCCACAUCCUCAAGCCUCGAAUCCCCCUCCUACCCAGGCUUGUACUACCACCCCAUCCCCUCCUCCUCCCCUCCAUCCUACACCCUUUCCUUCCUCCCCACCCCAGCUCCAUCCCUCACUUUCUCUCCCACCACAAUAGGCACCUUACAUACCACCACCACCACCUCUUUGAAGGGCAACGAACUACCCGACCCAACUCCAAGACAAUUCAAGGACAACCCCGAAUUCUCGCAGGUGUUGCAGGAGAUUAUAAAAGAGGUGAUUGCGAGAGAGGGGAACAAGGGGUUGGAGACGAUGGCCAAGACGAGGCCCGAGGAUGGAUGGAUCGUGAGUUUCUUUGUAAAAGGCAGGCUGAGAGAGGAGAUUUGAUAGUAGGCUCGGCGCAUGCGAUCGCGAACUGAUCAAUUGUACUACGCUUCACACAUAGCAUAUCACGGACCAACGAACCCAAUUCGACGUCCUCAGUCGAGUCCCCGAUCCAUCAGACAUCAUCGCCUCCCUCCUUGUUCAAAACGGUGAAAUCAUCCGCGAGUCGUACCAGCCUUCGGGGACGCAUCGAUUGGUCACGAUCGAUGGGAUGAUGAAACUUGAGCACGAGUUGUUCGAGGCGGUGAAGGAGAAGCUGGGGAGGGUGAGGGGCGUGGAGGAAGAGAUUGCGAGGGAGGCUCAGAAGUAG